AAUCCGGGGGUGAUCGCUAGGGGGUCCCUGCGCCUGCGCGGAGAGGACCGCGGAAGCUGGCGCUCUAGGCCUGCGGUAGGUCCGAGGUCCCGGGCCCGGAAGGUGGCGGUGUUCGGGGGCCGGGCGUGCGUUGGGGGUUCAGGGGUGUAUCUCCAUGAAUAACCUAAAUGACCCCCCAAAUUGGAAUAUCCGGCCUAAUUCCAGGGCUGAUGGGGGUGAAGGAAGCAGAUGGAAUUAUGCCUUGUUGGUGCCAAUGCUGGGAUUGGCUGCUUUUCGUUGGAUUUGGUCUAGGGAGUCCCAGAAAGAAAUAGAGAAGGAGAGAGAAGCAUACCACCGUAGGACAGCUGCUUUCCAGCAGGACCUCGAGGCCAAGUACCAUGUCAUGAUCUCUGAAAAUCGGCGUACAGUUGCUCAGUUGUCUUUGGAACUUGAAAAGGAACAAAACAGGACAGCCAGCUACCGGGAAGCCCUCAUCUCUCAGGGGCGCAAGUUGGUAGAAGAAAAGAAGCUUCUGGAACAGGAACGGGCUCGGGUCAUGCGAGAAAAGAGACAGCUGCAGCCCUUGGGAAGUGCCUACCUGAGUUACCUGGAGAAGGAAGACGACUGGCAGAGAAGAGCCAGGCUUCUGCUGAAAGAGUUUGAAGAUGCUCUUAUGGAACAACAGAGCAUCUACUGCACCCUGAUUAUCCCUCAAAGCAAGUGGCUGGGGAUAGAGAAGAGCUUGCUGGUCCGUGAGGCCUCUGACCCGGUUGCUGCUGACCUGGAAAUGACGACUGGCCUGGCUGACAUAUUUCAGCAUGAUACGCACUGUGGUGAUGUCUGGAAUACCAACAGAUGCCAGAAUGGGAGACUCACGUGGCUGUACCUCAAAUAUUGGGAGCUGAUGGUCCAACUGAAGAUGUUUGAGAGAGUAGAGAGGGCCCUACUGGAGAAGUGAGGUGAGAGCUAUAUA
Messenger RNA from Manis javanica (Malayan pangolin), 952 nucleotides. It is a transcript of the gene CCDC127, whose product is annotated as coiled-coil domain containing 127. Lineage: Eukaryota; Metazoa; Chordata; Mammalia; Pholidota; Manidae. The record is from RefSeq and is a predicted model, not a curated record.